AUGCGUUUUCCAAUAUCCGCCGCAUUUCUUUUUAUACAUAGCAUACGCCAUGUCCACUCUUUAGAAGGCAGAGCACCGUCUCGCAUUGCAAUCACUUCUCACGUUCUUCCGCUCGUCGCAGCGCCGCAUCCCCAUCCCAUACUCCCAUCAUCACAGCACCUGCACAAACGUCGCAACGGCAUCAUCUCCAUCCUCAACGUCUCGAAUCUAGAUGACGACGAAACUGUCCGGGAGGAUGAGCUCGCAGACAUCCAGCAAGACGUCCUCACCCUCGGCGGCCGUGUCUACAUGACGAACAUAACGCUCGCCUCGCAGCCCUACACCGUGGUCAUCGACACCGGUUCCUCAGAUACCUGGAUUGCGUCUUCGACUUUCCAGUGCGUAUCCCGCUUCUCCUCUGCCGUACUCUCCCAGCCCGCCUGCGGCUUUGGUGCCUUGUUCGAUAAGGAUGAGAGUAAAACGUACGUCAAGAUCCCGACGCAUACUUUUGGCGUUAGUUAUACGGAUGGCGAGUUCUUGACGGGUGAGAUGGGGACGGAGGUGCUGGGUAUUGGUGGGGCUGAGGAUGGCGGGCAGGGAGAGGGGUUGGAAGUCCGACAGACGAUUGGCGUUGUAGAGCAGGGGUGGUGGAUGGGAGACCGGAUUAGUAGUGGGUUGAUGGGAUUGGCGUAUCCGACGCUGGCGAGCAACGUGAGGGAUCUGAAUUAUACGAGUGUGGUGUUUAGUUUGUUCGAAGGCGGCACCGUGCCCCCAGUCUUCAGUCUCGCCCUCAGCCGUCCUACGAAAGAGAACCCAGUUGCUGGAGGUCUCCUUGCCAUAGGCGGCAUCCCGGAUAUCCCGCACGACGGCGACUUCGUCAGCGUGCCCAUCCGCCCCAUAAUCUCAAACACAUACGCCUUCUACUCCGUCCCCGUAGACGGCUUCGACAUCACGCCCCCUACCCCAACCCCCCGCCACCGCGCCGCCCGCCAACAGCCCCAAACCGGCCUCACAAAUGCGUCCAACGCCGGCCUAAACAUGAUCAUCGACUCCGGCAGCAGCCUGCUCUACAUCCCGGACUCCACCGCAGACUACAUCGCCUCGCUCUUCUCGCCGCGCGCCGUCUUCGCGCCCAGCAGUAACACGUAUCUCGUCCCGUGCUCGGCCAGCGCGCCGCGCGUGGGCGUUAUUAUCGGCGGGAAGAGCUUUUGGAUGCAUGAGGAUGAUUUGAUGAAUAGGGGACCGGGCGCGGUGGGGACGGGUGGGAUUGGGAUUUGCACGCUGGCGGUGCAGAGGCAGGGCGCAGGCGAUGCGGUGUUGGGGGAUAGUUGGUUGAAGGGGGUGUUGGCGGUUUUUGAUGUCGGGGCGAAUGAGAUGAGGUUUUCGGGGAGGGAGGGGUAG
Trematosphaeria pertusa is the source of this 1380-nucleotide messenger RNA. Its product is annotated as acid protease. Gene Ontology annotation, molecular function: aspartic-type endopeptidase activity. Lineage: Eukaryota; Fungi; Ascomycota; Dothideomycetes; Pleosporales; Trematosphaeriaceae. The transcript has 3 exons. Gene Ontology annotation, cellular component: fungal-type vacuole. Gene Ontology annotation, biological process: proteolysis. The record is from RefSeq and is a predicted model, not a curated record. The coding region runs from base 1 to 1380 and encodes 459 amino acids.